GAGUUGCGCACCGCGACGACGGCACGUCUGGAGAGGCAGCCAGACGAAUGAUUAAAGACUUCGAGCCGCAGAUCUGCCUCGUGGAGCUGGACCAGCAGCGCUUCUCCCGGCUCCUGGCCUUUCGGCAAGGCCUGCCCUGGCCUUAUGCACCUUUGCGGGGGGCGAAUUAUCAGCCGAGCCCGCAAGUGCAAGCGAUGCGCGAGGUGUUGUUCUCCGGGCUGGAGCUUGCCCAGAGUAUCGUUGGCAACAAGGACAAGGGCGGUGGCGACGAGUUCUACGAGGCCUACCUCGCAGCAGCCAAGAACGGAGCUUUGGUCGUUCCGGGAGAUGUUCAGAUCUCCAGCGCCCUGGACAGCCUCCUGGGGGCCAUCCGCCGCGGUUUCGCCGAGCCUUUGGGGCAGAUGGCUGCAGGAGGAAGCGCACUUGGUCGAGCCUUCGGCGGCAUCAUCGGCCGUCCGGAGUGGCAUGCUCCUGCCGCGGAAGCUGUGGGUGUAGCUGUGCCCAUGGCUCUGGUGGCCGACGGUGGGGGGCGUGCCUUGCCCCUGGCACGGGCGACGGCCGUAGGCAUCAUCGUCGCCAAUUUCGUGUCCUUGGUGAUGGGAGGUAAUGGCAUGAAAGAGAACAUCGAAGGCUUGCAGCGCAUGGACCUGCAAGGCCUCACAGACGUGGCCUUGGCGUUGUUCGGCCUCGUCUUCUCACUGGCGCCGACCUCGGCAGAGCUCUGA
Molecule: messenger RNA, 725 nt
Organism: Symbiodinium sp. CCMP2456
Lineage: Eukaryota; Dinophyceae; Suessiales; Symbiodiniaceae
Source: the annotation of a GenBank genome assembly